AUGUCAGAUCAAAAACCGCGAUCCUCAAGCCGUUUUGAUGGCCGCGUUAUCUCCACUGAAUCUCUUGGGACAGACAAGGAAAGUCUCACAUUUGGAUGGACAGUCCUUAAUGCUACGAGAUUGUCUCCUACGAUGUUCAGACCGUCUAACAUCGGUACCCAACAUCGUAUAAUGGGAGGCAUCAAAGUCAACGGCCCAGACUUUAUGCCAUCGGAGAGUGCAUUGCGUUCUACUCUUGAUCGCGAGCCGCCCCUGAAACCGGCCAUAUCUGGAGCUUCUGAAAAUCCAGACAUGCCAAAUGUUCAAGACUCAAACGCCGUGAACAGUACGUUCGGAUAUUCGUCUGGCGCUUUAGACCUGCUUACCACCGCAGCGGCCGUUGUAGAGUCAGUAAAUACCCAGGAAAAGCCAGAAAUACCUCAUCUCUAUGAAAAAGAGGCCUUUAGAAAAGCUCCUCCUGAUCCUUCGUUGCGCAGAUUGGCGGACGCUAUUGCGGAUCUUGACAUAGAUGACGACGAUCGCAGUGAAGUUUUUCCCCACAAUUUCAACUACGAGAGGCACACAACCCUAGAACUACUCCAAUCUUGUUUUAAUCCAUCUAAUCCUCAAAUAACUAUCCACCCGGCUGACCUUGAAGACAUUGACGGCGGCGAUGAUAUGGAAAAGCUAACAAAUUUGCUACGUGCGUUGAAAGAUGCAGCAACUAUUGGCUACAUCGCGGCGUCGAGAAUUGAUAACAAAUCAGGCAAAGGUUCGAAUAUCAAGGCGCAAAAUAGGAAAUGGAAUAUUGAAUGGGACAAAAUCUUGGAUGACCAAGAACUUCCUCUUAUGAAGGCGGCUGUUGCUGUGGGCUAUAGGGUAGCGAAACGCAACGAGCUAGCAAAGCAGGGUCAAGUUGAUCAGUUUUUUGUCUGUGAGCGUGGUUCAGGUACUGUCUCUGGCUGCACUCAGAAUCAGUAUCGUCGCGAUGCUCAUCGUUCCGGCAUCUCAGACUACUUUGGGCGCAACAAGAAGGCUACGAAGUUUAUGUCCGGACUUCCUAACUGGUGCCGUAAGGACUAUCAAAAUCAGUCCUACCUCGACGAGAGUUGGCAAAGACAGAAACGUCACAUCAUUAUUGCUACAAUCGACAAUAUCGAAAAACAAGUUCGUAGGGAUGGCAAGUCCAAUAUUACCUUCACGAUCAAGCUUCGCUCUCGAGACCAACAACGUGUAGUCGAAGAAGCCACUGGCAAAGGUGUCGGCGCUCCUCAAAAGAACAACAAGCGGCCCGCAGAUCUUGACGUUCUUAAGUAUAUUCACAAGGAGUUCUGUGGACAGAACAAAUCCGUGGAAGAUUGCAAGAAUCUCGUCCAGUGGGCAUAUGCAGACUACGAAAAAAAACUAAUCAAAUGGAAAGAAGGCAAGUCAGAGAAGCAGAUCAAGAAAUAUAUCAAAGAGACAGGCCCUAAGUAUGUGGAGUUCCAACUACUCCCUGAGUGGGAAAAGCUUUAUACGGAAGAGGAACUUGGACGUAAUAUAUACCGCAGUGGAGAUCAAGGUAUCGAAGGUAAGGAAGAAGAAGAAGAAGAAGAAGAGGAGGAGGAGGAGGAGGAGGAGGAGGAGCAAAGGGCGAAUGAUCCUGAAGAUGAUAACAAUUUUUGCGGUCGAAAUGCACCAUCUCCUGGCAAGGGUAAGAAUACGGCCAAAUCUAGCAUAAAAACGCCAAAACGUGGCCACAAGAACGACGAAGACAAUGAAGAGCAGCAAGAGUUACCUCGUAAGAAGCUGAAGAAGUGA
Molecule: messenger RNA, 1779 nt
Organism: Verruconis gallopava
Lineage: Eukaryota; Fungi; Ascomycota; Dothideomycetes; Venturiales; Sympoventuriaceae
Exons: 2
Coding region: 1-1779 (592 amino acids)
Source: RefSeq, a predicted model, not a curated record